This is a messenger RNA of Impatiens glandulifera, 2430 nucleotides long. RefSeq names its product transcription factor TCP2-like. The record is from RefSeq and is a predicted model, not a curated record. The transcript has 5 exons. NCBI's taxonomy places the organism in Eukaryota, Viridiplantae, Streptophyta, Magnoliopsida, Ericales, Balsaminaceae. Gene Ontology annotation, biological process: regulation of secondary shoot formation. Bases 773 to 1975 code for a protein of 400 amino acids. Gene Ontology annotation, cellular component: nucleus. Gene Ontology annotation, molecular function: DNA-binding transcription factor activity; sequence-specific DNA binding.
CUGUGUCUGUGAAAGGAUUACGAUAUCGAUACUCGAGCCCCACUCUCUCUCCUCUCUCUUUAUUGUUACAGUUCGUUUCCAUCUCCUCAUGAACCCUAACUAAACCAUCGUCAAAAUAUAACAAAUCCUUACAUCCUCGAUACAAGAGAUCCUUGAACCUAGCUAGCUAGCUCUGUUUCGCUCCAAAUCCGGAACGCUUUAGGUAAAGUCAAGGUGUCGACGGUGAGAGAGACCGAUGCUAAAAAUUUGAAUCUCGGGAACAACUUCAGGUCAGAGGGGAGCUGCUAUCUAGCUAGCUUGAAUAGGAAGCAGGGAAAAUUCAGAUCUAUUCAAGAGAGAGACUGAAUCGUGAUUGCGGAUUCAGUGGCUUUGCUUUGCUUUGCUUUUGAGCAGUGCAAAAAAGCUUGGGUCGAAGGAGGAGGAGGUAUUGUUCUGAGUUCUGACAUAUUAACCGGCCUGGGAACGAACGUGAUAUAUCGAAACGUAAAAAAGGGAUCUAUGAUGGUGCAGUAUUACAGAUGUGUAUAUGUAUAUCUCAGUACUAAAAAGCCAAACUACUCUGCAGGAUUGUCAUCAAUGUAAAGGACAUAGCCACAUCUACAACAACUGCAGCAGCAGACCUUCCACUCUUUCUCUUUCUCUCUCUCUCUCACACACACACACCAAACACACACAGAGAAAAGCUCUCUAAAGCAAGCUGGGACAGACAGAAGAAGGAUAAAGAGAGUUUGCUUCCACUCUCCUUUGGGAAAGGUAUGAAACUAGUAGUAAUAUGGAAGUCGACGAUAUUCAAACACAAUCCUUCAAGUUUCCCAGGAUCCGCCGCGGCGGCGAAGAAGAUGAAGAAGAAGUAACAGAUGGUAACACUAAUAAUAACAACAAGAUGCAUCAUCAGGCGGCUAGUCAGUGGCCGUCAUCGAGGAUUGUUAGGGUUUCAAGAACAUCAGGUGGAAAAGAUCGUCACAGUAAGGUUUUAACCUCCAGAGGACCGCGUGACCGGCGUAUUCGUCUCUCCGUAACCACCGCUAUUCAAUUCUACGAUCUACAGGAUCGCCUUGGUUACGAUCAACCUAGCAAGGCAGUUGAGUGGCUACUUCAAGCUGCUUCGACUUCCAUCGAUGAACUUCCUUGUAUCAAUUCGCCGUUUCCUGAAACUCCUAAACAGAUCAGCGAUGGUAAGAGGUCUAGUCCUGAGGAUGUUGAGAGAGACGACGGCGAACCUAUUUUCCAGCAGCUUCAUCAACAGCAGCAGCGUGUUUGUUCAAUCUCUAGGUCUACUUGUAGCAGUAACUCUGAGACGAGUAAGGGAUCUGGUUUAUCGCUAUCUCGAAGUGAAACGCGCGUUAAGGCUCGAGAACGAGCUAGGGAAAGGGCGGCUGAGAAAGAUAAAGAGAAAGAACAACACAAUAGAUCUAUUAUUUCUCAUAAUUCAUUCACUCAACUUCUCGCAUCUGGAAUGAACAACAACAACAACAAUUCCGGCCAAGAUUCGAAUCUAUUAAAGAAAUCAUCAGGACAGUGGUCAAUGGACUGUUUCUCCACCGGAUUUUCAGGAUCUUCUUCUGCUGCUGCUUGUUACAACAACAACAAUAAUAAUAAUAUGAGCGUUUCUCCUUUCAAUGUCGAUCACCACCAACAACAACAACAACAACACCAUUUCUCUCUACUUCCUGAUCACUCCACCUGUGGUGAGUAUGACUUAAACUUCUCGAUCUCUCCGGCCAGUUUUACUGGUUACAGUAGGGGGACCCUUCAGUCCAAUUCCCAAUCUCUGUCAACAUUGCCUCAUCUACAGAGAUUCUCUCAUGACAUAGAGGGAUCAAAUUCAAAUCUACCCUUGUUCACAUCCACUCCUGUUGAAAACAACCACCAGUUCCCGGCUGCACUGGAGGGUCGGCGCCACUUGCAUCUAGGAUAUGGGGGUGACGGAUUCCUUCACUCUGACCUUAAUAAUAAGGGUAAAGGAAAGAACUGAUUCCUCCUUCUUCUUCUCCUUCCAGGUAAAUAUUUCAAUCUUUUUCUCUAUUAUUAUUAUUAUGCAUAUCUUGAUUUAUUUGAAAUGGAUUGUUUAAUUAUUAGAAAAACAAUUUAAGAUUGUGAAUGAAAGAGGGAACCGGGGGGUGUGAUUGUAGCCAUUGUCCCCUGCUUGCUAGCAAGCACGAAUGUGGUCUGGACAGGUGUUAAUGAAUUAAUAAGAAAGAACGCACUUUAAAACACUGGUUAUGCAAGGGUGGAGGUGAUUGGUUGAGAGUUGGUUCAUCAGUGAUUAAAAAGUGUAAGUUUCACCCAAAGCAUGCAUAUGCUUAUUUUGAGUAAUUAAUUAAUUAAAGACACCAAAUGGAAGUAAGUGUUUGUUAAAGAUCCAUGUACUAUGAUGUGAUCUUUUUUUUUUGAGAGUGUGUUUGCUUUUGAUUCUAGUAUUUAAGUUGU